AUGACUCAGUUCCAAACCAACCGACUCAGAUUCACCCUGCUCGAUCCCGGCGACGUGGACGGGAUGUACGCGCUGCGCAGCGAGAACGAGGUGAUGAAGUGGAGCCGGCAGAAAGCCCCCGAUGCAGACAUCGAAGCCACGCAGACGUGGCUAUGCAGCGCCACGGCACAGGAGCCCUGCUUGCUCUUCUGCGUGAGGGAGCUGGACCUCCCCGCCGCGGGGAAGGUAUGCGGCGAACCGCAGUCCCAGGCGCAAGCGGACAAAGUUGUCGGGUUGGUGGGGCUGCGUGAAGAGCACUCGAUCGUCACGGGGGGCCACGAGCGCUACGAAAUCGGGUACAUGUUUGUGCCUUGGAGCUGGGGGAAGGGGUACGCGAGCGAGGCUGUGCGGGGGGUGAUGGCGGAGUGGUUUGAGGGGCGCUUGGGGGAGGCCGUGAUGCGGGGGGAGGCGCGGAGGGCGCAUGGGAUUUACUCGGUUGUGGCGAGGGGGAAUGUCGCGAGUUUUCGGGUGCUGGAGAAGUGUGGAUUCGAGGUUGUGGGGCUAGCAACAUGCCCGUUUGCUGGUCCUCAACUUCGAAAUCCCGGAGAGCUGGCCAGUGGCCUCCGCUAG
This is a messenger RNA of Aspergillus ochraceoroseus IBT 24754, 609 nucleotides long. Its product is annotated as GNAT family N-acetyltransferase. Gene Ontology annotation, molecular function: acyltransferase activity, transferring groups other than amino-acyl groups. The transcript is spliced from 3 exons. The coding region runs from base 1 to 609 and encodes 202 amino acids. The record is from RefSeq and is a predicted model, not a curated record. NCBI's taxonomy places the organism in Eukaryota, Fungi, Ascomycota, Eurotiomycetes, Eurotiales, Aspergillaceae.